Molecule: messenger RNA, 225 nt
Organism: Oikopleura dioica
Lineage: Eukaryota; Metazoa; Chordata; Appendicularia; Copelata; Oikopleuridae
Source: the annotation of a GenBank genome assembly
AUGAAAAUUCUAGUGCUUUUGUUCGUCCAUUUCGCCGUUUGCGCAAAACUGGAACAAGGGUUGGGAAUUUUGAUCGCUUUUCCGAUGAUUUUUGAGCUGUUGCUGCUUAUUUCUGGAAUUCAAGGAUACGAGCGAUAUCUGCAACGAAAGAAGAUGGCGGUUCUAGAGCUGCAGACGAUCCGAGACUCUCACCAAAUUGCGAAUCAACUGUUCAAAACCGACUGA